UAGAGAAAUGGAAGAUGAGGAAACACUGCUGACUAUAAAAUUUUCAGGGAUCAGUGAAUAAUAGAGCUCUUUGUUCAAACAAUAUUAAAAACUUGAAGGUGGCAUUCCAGCCAAGUUCAUAGCUCUUCCGAGCUCAGAGUUCUGUGCAACUACACAAACCACAUACCUGUAUCCAGAACAUUCAGGCUGGGAUGUUCCAAGUGCUCUUCUGCCAGACCUCAUCAGCCCAGGAAAAUGGCUUCUCUGGGCCAGAGGCAGCUGGAAGAGAAGCCGACUUCUUCGUCGUGAAUGGGAUCCUGGGAGAGUCAGCUACUUUCUCCUUAGAUAUCCAAGAACCACAAGUUCAAACCAUUGCUUUGAUUUCAAAAUCAUCUGUUGCUUUUGUAACAAUAAAGGGCUCAGGAAUGGAACCCAUGCUUGUUGUGACCCACAAAAAUUAUCUUGGAAGAAUAAAGGUCUCAGGUCCUAAUUAUGACCUAGUCAUCAGUGAUCUAAGGAUGGAAGAUGCAGGAGACUACCUAGCAGACAUAAACAUUCAGAACGCACCCGCUACCAUCACCAAGCAAUACAACCUGCAAGUCUAUCGUCGGCUUGGGAAACCAAAAAUCACACAGAGUCUGAUGACAUCUGUGAACAGCACCUGUAAUGUCACACUGACAUGCUCUGUGGAUAAAGAGGAAAAGAACGUGACGUACAGUUGGAGUCCCCUGGGAAAAGGCAAUGUCCUUCAGAUCUUCCGGGGCCCUGAGAGCCAAGAACUGAACUACACGUGCACAGCCUGGAACCCUGUCAGCAACAGCUCUGACUCCAUCUCUACCCAACACCUCUGCUCAGAGAUGGCAAUGGGCAGCAGUACUCAACGCACCAAGCUUCUGAGUGGAUUGACUGUGCUGUUUCUGCUGGUUCUCGCUCUGCCUUUAGUAUUCUUGAUCCAUUGGUGCAAGAGACGACAAGGUUCGCAUUUGAAGGCCUUCACUAAAAAUUCAGAUGCUUCCUCAAAGGCAACAAUAUAUACAUACGUAACAGCUUCAAAAGAGGUACAGCCUGCAGAGUCCAGAAUCUAUGAUGAAAUCCGCCAUUCCAAGAUGUUCUCCACCAAGGAGGAGCAAAUGAACACAGUUUAUUCCGAGGUGCAGUACUUUGAUAAGUUGGGGAAAGCCAGCACACGGGACAGCAAAGCUACAGCAACUUCAAGCUAUGAUAUUGUCAUCUAGGUCAGUGACUCAGCCCUUCUCUGCACAGUUCUUACCAGGAAGUUCCAAAACACCAGAUCACAAAACAGUAGGGAAUCUGUUGCUAGCCACAGCUCAGGCACAGACAGACAAAGAGAUAGCUGCCCUUUCUGAAAGCGCUCUCUUCUGGAGGAACAACAAGGCAGAGUUCCUGGUACUUCGAAAUACAUAUGGAAAAUCCUAUUUCUAUAGCACUUCAUAGUAAACAACCAAGAUUGCUUAUGUCCGAAGAUUACGCAUCAUGGGAGAAGUCUUAUGCCUGACAGGACAACCUUGCCCAGCAAUCGCAGGAGAUCACUAUUUGACGCAUCUGUAACAGGCCAUGGUGCACCACCUAGGACACUCUGUUCAGAUUCAAUACAUGAGAAUACUCCUGAUGCAUGGCUUCAAUCAGCCCCAACAGCACACUGAGCAAAUUAGGAAAGGCACUCAUUCCUUGGAGUAGAUGUAGCCCCUCAUCCAGCUGCAUGGUGUGGUAAGCAGAGUAUGGGCCCACACACUCCUUUGCUGGGGAAUAUCCAUGCCGCAUAGACUGGAUCGACAAACUCAAAUACAGAUGGUGAUACUGUGUGGAGGCUAUCAAAGUGAUGGCUCUCAGGUGUGCAGACACAUUCUCCAAAUCAAUGGAGUGCUGAAAAAUGCUUUUCCUGGGGACUAGACUACAGGCAACUUUUCUUUGGGCUCUCUCUGAGAAGCCUUGUAGAAUUUCCUUUCACAGGCUAGAGCCAUGGCUCAACAAGCUAAUCCUUCACCUUCAAGCACCAGCAUCCCAUAUGCACACCAGUUCAUAUCCCAGCUAUUUCACUUUGGAUCCAGCAGUGUGCCUGUGGCCUGGGAAAGCAGUGGAGGAUAGCCCAACUCCUUGGGACCCUGGACCCAUUUUGGAGACUUGGAAGAAGCUCCUGGCUCCUGGUUUUGGAUCAGCUAAACUUGGCCACUGUGGCCACUUGGACAGUAUACAGUAUACCGGUGGGUGGAAGAUCUUUCUUUCUGUCUCUCCUCUCUGUAAGUCUGCCUUUCCAAUAUAAAUAAAUAAAUCUUAACCAAAAAA
Molecule: messenger RNA, 2283 nt
Organism: Ochotona princeps (American pika)
Lineage: Eukaryota; Metazoa; Chordata; Mammalia; Lagomorpha; Ochotonidae
Gene: CD84
Product: CD84 molecule
Exons: 8
Coding region: 192-1214 (340 amino acids)
Biological process (GO): T cell activation; positive regulation of tumor necrosis factor production; positive regulation of monocyte chemotactic protein-1 production
Cellular component (GO): external side of plasma membrane
Source: RefSeq, a predicted model, not a curated record